Molecule: messenger RNA, 847 nt
Organism: Anopheles maculipalpis
Lineage: Eukaryota; Metazoa; Arthropoda; Insecta; Diptera; Culicidae
Gene: Lsm11
Product: U7 snRNA-associated Sm-like protein LSm11
Exons: 2
Coding region: 68-847 (259 amino acids)
Biological process (GO): mRNA 3'-end processing by stem-loop binding and cleavage
Cellular component (GO): U7 snRNP
Molecular function (GO): U7 snRNA binding
Source: RefSeq, a predicted model, not a curated record
AUCAUUUGCUUCUGCGUGCGGUUGAAUUUCUUCCAUCAAAAAACGUUAAUAAAUCACCGUUAAAAGCAUGCAUGAUAGUGAUUCCGAAAGUGCAACAUCCGACUCGGACAGUUCCUCCGAGCUAGACGUCGGCAGCAAGCGAUUUAAUCCACUGAAAGCCCUAUACUCCGCCAAACUGAAAGUGCCUGUUGCAACUGCCCGGCUGCAUGACAACGUGAGCGUGCUGGAGUCGAAACAAAACACACUGGGCGGUUUUGCGGAACCUUACGAUGAGAAUCGUGUCAAGCAAAUCCGUGCCGCCCAAAAUGCGAACAAAGUUAAAGUUAUUCCUCGUGGACAGAAGCCGGAAAGGAGAUUUCUUCCAGAGCAAGGUCCGGUAGCGUAUGUACGACCAUUGAAACACACAAAAAACCUUCUCACGCGGUUGGAAAAAGGCUUCGAAGGACCGUUAGCGUUGAUGCAGAAAUGGAUGCAGGAACGGCGACGGGUGCGCGUACACAUACGCAAGCAGAAAGGCAUACGGGGCCACGUCUCGGGUGUGAUUGAACUGUUCGACAAACACUGGAAUAUAGCGAUCAGCGAUGUGUGCGAAACGUACACCAGACGCAAGUAUCGGUACAGCGAGAACAAUCUGCAUCCGGACAGUAUCGUUGCGCCCACAGAUUGUAGCGAGCGGUUGCGUCGGUUAGGGAUCGUUCUGGCCAAGACGACGGUACGCUCGGAAGGCAAAAAGAAUGUGAUAAUAACCCGCAAGCUGCCUCAGCUGUUAAUACAUGGCAUUCAGGUGGUGCUGGUAACACCCGAACCGAAUGAUCCUCAAGCAAGUACUUCGAGAGCGAAGCAAUAA